Molecule: messenger RNA, 4010 nt
Organism: Haliotis rufescens (red abalone)
Lineage: Eukaryota; Metazoa; Mollusca; Gastropoda; Lepetellida; Haliotidae
Exons: 5
Coding region: 261-3452 (1063 amino acids)
Biological process (GO): signal transduction
Molecular function (GO): protein binding
Source: RefSeq, a predicted model, not a curated record
CCGGUCGGUUUCCUUGAAACGUCUUUCAUGACGACUCCGGCACAUCACCUCCCGCUUCGUUGAGUAGUCUACAGUGACGGGGCGGACUUUCAACUAGUUGCUGUCAAAAUUGUGGUGUGAAAAUUAUUUUCGCUGUGGAAUUUCUUAAUAUUUACUUAAGAGGAUUUCGGAAUUAUCUUCUCUGUGGAUGAAUGUGGAUGGACAACUAACAAUAAUGAUCACAGUUACCUUACAAGACUAGCUUGGGACGUUUACAAUGAAUGAUGGCAGAGAAUCAAGCCAUCUACCAGAUGGGCAUCACCCCAGGCAUGGAGUACAUCAUGGGGCCAGAGGGCAGCCAGGCAGAGCAGGAGGCUCUCCGAGAGGACAAGGACCAGUCCUACAGAGUCAUCCUCAACAUCGUGGGCAGGGAGAGGCAGGGCAAAACCAGCCUCAGGAAGAUGUUGGCAUGGCAGGAGUUCAGUGAGAAUGAGGAAAGCACAGUUGGCAUUGAUCAUGAGCUGGUGGAAACUUGUGGGGUACAACCGGAGUCAUCCUGGUCUCAGCUGGAUAUGCACAUGGCAAACGAGAAAGAGUUUGAUGUUAUCAUCGGGAAACAUGUGCUUAAAAGAUUAAAGAAAAAGGCUUCAAGAAUCAGCAUUGAAAAGGUUGUAGCACCAGUAGUGUGCUUUGCUAAAAUUGCGGCUGUGACUUAUCUUAUUCUUGGUUUGUACCUCUCUGCUGUCUCACUGGAAGGCUUGAAGGGAUAUCCCUGGGUUGGAAUCGUUGUGAUUGGACUGUUUUGUGCUUCCGGACUUGCCUUUGGGACACGAGAAGGAUUUGGAAUUGCAGUAGGAAUAUUCCACCAAGUCCUUCUAUGUGAGGCACUGUUAAGAUGGGAUGUUGGCGGGACGGUCUUCAAAAAGUUGAAAUCCGAAUUUGGUUCAACGUGUGCAAUUUUCAUGGGAUUUUUAUGUUACGGUAUUGGCGAAACAUGUGUAGCAUUUUCUUUUGGAAUGUCACUUGGAGUAGGUAUUGUCUGCACCUUCUGCCUGGCUCACCCACCUCAAACUACAGGUGAAAACCCAUCUCAAUUAUUCCUGUCUCCACAUCUCCACAUGUUCAUCUUUGGGUGUUACGUAGGACUUGGAUCUGUCAACUACAGGUCUGUGUUGUUAUAUGUUAUAGCUCCACUUUUAGCCAUAGCAAUACAUGCCCUACCUGAAGACUAUGCCUUUCUCUUAAUGUGUGGAUUAGGUACGGGGCAUUUCCAUGGAGUUGGGCUCUCAGCUGGACAAAAUACCUACUAUAUCUUAAACACAAAUAUCAAAAGAAUCACAGACAGUCCCAGAUGUCGUCGAUUUAUUCGUCACUUCCUUGGAGCCACACCAGGAUUGUUUAUGAUCUAUCUAUUCAAUUGGAACCUGUCAGUCAUCUCAUGGGAUUAUGUUUUCAUGUCCUUGUCCGUUGUAGCAACUAUUGAAAUAUUAAAUAGCUUGGCAACACGGACUAAAGCUUUGUGUCCUGUUAAGAAUCCAAGUAAGGUUAUUGGGGCUCGAGUAUUUAAUACUAGUCUAAAACUGGUGCUGCGUGACUUCGCUGGUCAUCCCCUCUACUACACAGCUCAUCACCUUUACAUGACUGGGCAGUGCAUGUACCUUCUCGUCUUCAAUAUGCUGGAUGCCACUAAAGACUUUGACUUAGCUUUUGCAUACCUUCUCCAAUGGCUUUAUUCUAUCUAUGUCCAUCAUGAUUACCCAGACAUCAGAGUCUUCAUUAUUGGUACUCACAGAAAUGACCCAUCCCUCAACCAAUCUGUGAUCAUGAAACUAGGCCACAGACUGAAGGAAGCAUUGCCUAGGCAGUUUCACAACAUUGUGGUGUGGAAUGAAGAUGACACUCCUCUCUUCCCUGUGGAAAAUUCUGUAAGAAAUGAUAAAGAUAGCGAUCAUUUGAAUCUUAGAAGCAGAAUAUUGAGAGAAGUAAGAUAUAUUAAUGUUACGAAAUAUCCUUUAAAAUACUUCUACUUCUUCAAGUUAAUAGAGAAUUUUCGAAAGGAACAGAUACUUAUCAAGAAAUAUGAAGAUGUUUAUAGGAUUUGUAAAGAAAAUGAUUGUCUUAUUGAGUCGGAAGAAGAUUUUGAGGAGCUACUGAAGUUCUUCUCAAAUACAGGAGAAAUACUCUACAUUUCAAAAGACAAUAUCCUGCGUGAGUUCAUCAUAUUCAAUCCCCAUGUGAUUGUGAAAAUCUUAAGUCAAUUAAUAACAGUGCCAAAGAUGUCUCAUCGUGAAAGACACAUACUUGAGGACUGGGAACGUUUGGAAACAUUUGGGAUAUGUACCGAGAAACUAUUCAGAGAAAAUAUGCCAUCUGCCAAUAUCUUUGGGGGAUUUGAGAAAGCAGUGUAUUUGUUAGAAAGCUUCAAUCUCUUGUGCAAGAUACAAACAAAACCAGGUCAGGCGAUGCAAGAUCGGCUUUUUCUCAUUCCAGCGUUGCUUCCUAAGGUUCUUCCUUUCCCAGAUAAUUACUGGCCUGAUACAAGCAAAGAUCACAUCUUUUUUGUUCAGUGUGUGCCUGCUCUUCCACGCUCAGCAUUUCUCAGACUUGUAUGCAGAUGUGCUGCAUUUGAUGACAGUAUUAUAUCCGACGACCAGAUCAUAGUCCUUAACGCGUGUCAGACGAAGGCACUCUUUUCUUACAGGGACAUGUUCAGCUAUAAGUUGGAGAUGCUAGAUUCUAGUACUCCAAAAUAUCAAGACGAAUCUCCUCAAGCCAAAUGUAGCAUGUCCAGUGGCUUUGAUGCUGGGUCUCUGCCAACACCCGACAAGCAGUUCCUCAGGAUUGUUAUACGUUGUGAGACUGGAGUUGAUUAUACCAAAAUGUUAAAUCUUCUCUGGGAGCUUUUAACAAGAAUCGUGAAAAGAGAUUUUGCCAAAUGCAAACUGAAGCUAGGGGUUGAAUGUCCAUGCGAACCACCUCAUCAGGACAUGAAACAUCAGACAGGCUUUCACAUCCUGUCACUUGGAGACGAUGACUUUCACGAUGAAGACACGAACAACCAGAGGCUCAUGACAAAACACUAUUGGUGUCGCGGUAGAAAGGUGGCUAUCAGAAAUGGCAAGGCAUCACUUCUGCUCGGGCAAGAGCGGCAAGUAUUUUCUCCUGACGGCUGCAAAAUGACAACACAACUGAGCGAUCUCCCCUACACUGUGACAGGACGGGUAUGCGACUACCUCAAUAUUCCUAAUGCCCUGGGUAAAGACUGGCGAUACCUGGCAGGAAUGCUUGGAAAGACAUCACACGAGGUUGAUCUGAUCACAUUCCGUUGCCCCCGAGACCCAUGCGGGGCUCUGCUGAACGAAUGGGUCUCAACUCAUCCUCGGACCAGUGUUGCCGACCUGGUCAUCAAACUGAAGGACAUGGAGCGGCUGGACGUCAUCAGCAUCCUGGGCUUCGACUGGGAGAACGUAUGACGGUCAUCCUCGGACCACAGUGGCCGACCUGGUCAAGGAAGGUCAUAGACCUUCAUAUAUCCCCUCAUGGGCUUCAAUUAGGAGAGAGUGUGACGGUCAUCCUCACAUGUCAAGGGAUAAACACUGGGUUCCACACACUACACCGUCCUUUCACCACAGUGAUAUUUAGCCAUUGGCAUCAUGGGUCCAGAUAAUGUACAAGUCAGGAUCUACCUCGCAGUCUCAUCACAAUUUUCACACUUAUAAUGCACGUACAGGCAUGUUUUCCUGUCUCAAUUAUCAUAUUUGUUGUGUCCGUGUAGCUGGGAGACGUUGUACCCUGUCUGAUAACGUCACCAUGCCUGGUUGGUGUACAAGCAGGGCAACCGAUGCCCCACAGCAUGAGCACCAAGCAGGGGGUAUGGAGAGGGAUGCUCAGGGUUUUCGAAACACCCGGUGAUAUUUAUAGAAACAGUAUAUUAUUUAAAAACAAAAGGUUUCUCUACCGUCAUUUUUUGUAAUCUUUUAUACUCUUUAUUCCAAUAAAUAUUUGGCUAAAACUUUCAGUUCGUGUUAUCU